AUAUUAUCUUCUCCCUCUGUUGAGUCUGUUUGAGAAUGAGCAUAUGCAUGCGUGUGUGUGUGUGUGUUUGUGUGUGAGUGUGUGCACUUUCCCCAGCGCAUAAGUCAGGGCAAUGAAUGUCCUUCAGCACCAGGGGAGGGGUCAACACUCAGACACAGAGACGCAGGGGUUUGGAAAAGCUGCCUCAUUCUGCCAGCAGCAGAGGACACUACCAGACCUCAAGGAGAUGUGAGGACAAAGAAGAUGGUCUGCUUCUACAUGCGAAAACCAAGGAUGCUACGCCUCAAACCUAAACAUCUCCCUGGGGUGGGACCCCCCUGAAGAACCAGGGCGGUUGCAUUCAAUCCAUGCUAACUGAUGCCUGCUCCUAAGAAGUUCCUGGUGGCUUCCACCUCUAUGCCUCUUGCGAUGGAAUGGGGCUGGAACGUGAGCGUGUAUCUGGGGAUCCUCAUGCUCCUGCUGCUGCUGAUGGGGCUCCUACUGUGGAUGUUGCUGAAGCAGCUGAGGAACUCUGUAGGAAACAGCGCCCUCCACCCCAGCCGGUCCUUCAGAGGGCCACACUUUGGGUCCUUCAGGGGUCACAAUUUCUGAGAAAGAGAGACAAGUAUGGAAAAUCAUGCAUUGGAUGUAAUUUUUCGCCAAAAAAAGCCUUUACAAACAUCUUAUAUUGUUAAACUAUGUUGGACAACCAGAGUGGAUUAUUAUCCUGUGACUGAAACAUGAAGUUCUGGAAGUGUCCAAGACUGACCACUGAAAUCUAGCCAGCCAGCAUUCCCAGCUUUUGAGGAUAAUUCAGAUGAAAAACUGCAUGUUUAUGUUCCUAAAUAGAACACAAUUUCUUCUUGGGCUUUUUCUGGACCCAACUGCUGGAUUGAGUGGCUGUUAAUGUUCAGUGAAUAAGAAAACCUGAAGAAGAGCUGUCUGGAGUAACGUUAAUUAACAUCAGCUGUCAGAUAGCUAACCUAUUUUUAUCUGGAAGAAAUUAGUAUGAAGAUUUCUAUACAAUUAUUCCAUACAAAUUGUUUAUUAUUGAGUGAAUUAUAAGCUUUACUUUAAGUAAAACUAGACUAUAAACUGUAUUUUUCUGAGCUGUUUUUUUCUGUGUGGCUGACAGGUCUAGCUAGCUAACUUUAUCAUACUCUAUAAUCUGCUGUUAGCUAAGCUAAUUGUUUCUAUUGUCUUACUGAAAAUGUUUAGUUUGUGUCCAAUAUUAUGUUAUGUAGCCACAGUUAGGUUAUCUGUGUAGUGAUUUUAUAGUAGUUGGCCAACAUUAGACUAUCAUUUGAGUUACUUAAGCUAGCAAGUUGCUAUAGCUAGUCAACCAAAUUAGGUUAGCUACCGAGCCCAGCUCACUAGCAGCAGUUAUUCUAGCACGUCUGUUGUCUGAAACCCGUUUGCUCUAGACAAAUGGACAAGUAUAGGUACAUUUUCUUUGCUUUUUUGCAACAUUAUUUUAUUAUUUAUUUAUAUUAUUUUGCUUUUCAAAAUUAAAGAAAAUUUCUGGCCAGGUGGAUAUUGCUCAUUUUAAUUCCCCUAUUCACCCCUAUUCAUUUUGGACUCACUUGUGGGCUCCCUCUAUUGUUUCACAGUAAUUUUCUGAUAAAACGGAGAAGAAUGUGGGUAGGCUCUUCAUAAACUGAUUUUAUAUCAUAAAUUCGACUUUAUAUUGCCAUUUUUUCCCUAAUAUUUGGAACAUUACUCGGGACACAGUAUUGUUUCUGAUUACAAUAUGUUUAAUGCGCAUUGGUAAAUAUAUAUGGCUGCUGAAUUAUAUGUCCUAAGUUUUACUAUCUUCAUUUUACCGGCUGCAACACAUAUAUCAAAUCUCCUACCAGCUAAGAAGAAGAACAAAGAUUUUAUUUUAACUAAAUUAUUUGCCAUUAUUGAACAGAGCUACUGUUAGACAAAUAAACAGCAAUUUUCUAAAAGAACAUGCACAAAGAUAAUUGAUGUUAAAAUAAACAAACAUACAAAACAGUUAAAAACUCACUGGGUUAUGUUUUUCUCACUUUUUUCACAUAAAAGCAUGUUUUUUUUACCACACUGUUUUCCAUAUUAUCAAAUAUUUUAUUCCACAUGUGAUUAUAUUUUCUCUCAUGUGACCACACUGUUUUUCACACCUAAUCACAUUUCCCCCCCCAGCGUGACCACACUGUUUGCCAGAUGUGACUACACUUUUUUUCCACGUGACUAAAAUGUUGUCCACAUGUGAGCAUGUCUGUUUACACAUAAUCCCACAUGUAAGCAUGUUUUUUAUGAUCUGACCAUUUUUUUCCCUACGUUAUUACAUUUUUAUCACAAGAGAUACAUGAUCAUGUUUUUAUGUGAUAAUUUUCCCCAAGUGAUCCACACUGUUUUCCUUAAGUGAUCAUGAUCAUGUUUUUUUUUACAUGGUUAUAUUGUUUUCCACAUAUGAUCACAUGUCUUGUUUUUGUUUACGUAAAAUAACAUGAUUUUUA
Messenger RNA from Astyanax mexicanus (Mexican tetra), 2459 nucleotides. Its product is annotated as small integral membrane protein 43-like. The transcript has a single exon. The coding region runs from base 358 to 591 and encodes 77 amino acids. The record is from RefSeq and is a predicted model, not a curated record. Lineage: Eukaryota; Metazoa; Chordata; Actinopteri; Characiformes; Acestrorhamphidae.